Coturnix japonica (Japanese quail) is the source of this 6627-nucleotide messenger RNA. The record is from RefSeq and is a predicted model, not a curated record. Lineage: Eukaryota; Metazoa; Chordata; Aves; Galliformes; Phasianidae.
AAAAGAAAAGAAAAGAAAAGAUGGUUUCUGCACAUCUCUUGGCUGCAUCUUUUUGAUUCAGUGAGGUUUUGUUGUCGAGUGGUGGAGUUGGGGACCCGGAGCUCCCAAUGCUGCAAUUUCCAAUGCAGCCAAAUGAGCGGGGAGGGGGGAUGGGGGUGGACCAACCCACUCUGAGCGCUCCGAACGCUGUAAAAAAUUGAUUGGAGCAAGUUCUAAUUGCUGCAGUCGUCAGCGUGGAGGCCGGGGGAUGCUGUGUAAUGUCUGGAGGGCUCGGCUCCAGCUCUCUGGCUGCAGUGCUGGCUGCUGGUGGUGUGGUUCUUUGCUCCCCAGGUGGAUGAGGGCACAGGGAGCCGUGGGCCUGCGUGAGUGCCAUGCCAGAAGGUAGUCGGGUGCUGCAGGAGGCUGAGAAACACGAGAGCACGGGGCUUUAAUGACCCCUGGAAGCCCCAGCUUGGCGUUGCAAUUGGAGAUGUUACAGUUGGAGCCGUCGCAUUUAAAGCGCGUGCAUUUAAAGGCUCUGCAUUUAAAGGCCCUGCAUUUAAACCCGGGUGGUUCUCCCCGCUUACAGGUGUUGUAGCAGAGGAACAGGGCUGACCCUUCCCUGGUGAUACUCAUUUGGAGGUAGCUGCUGCCCGUCCCUGUUGUCCCAGGGCUCCUCGCUGGCGGCCGCAGCCUCUCUGAGCCAUUGGCAGCCGGUGCUCCUGGCCAGAGCACGCUGCCUGCCUGCACAUGGCUUUUUUUAGGUUUACAAACAUUACGGCCCCGUGCACACGUCGCUUCCCCCCUCCCUUCCCGUGAGUCAUCAGCCCCGUCACCAGUGCCGGGGAGCGCAGGCCAGGGAAGCCGGAGGCGGCGUCUGCGCUUCCCCCCUUGGCGCUGAUGACCCCAUCAGAGGGGAAAAAAAUAGCAGAGAUUGGGUCUUUUUUUUUUUCCCCUCCCUUUUUCGGUCAUGGAAAAGGUUGAGUGAGAUGAAGAAGACGCAGCGGUGACGGCUGUGAUGAUGCCACGGCUGUUUGUGGCAUUGCCCGCGAUGGGGCGUUUUGGGACAGGAUGGCAGCACAGCCUCCAUCCAGAGGCCGCUCCAAUGCACUGCUAUGCCCGGAGAUAUCAGAGAGGGCCAUGGAACCGAUGGCAUCCAUUGGGCUGAGCUUGGAGCUGUGUGUACCCCCGGACACGGGAUGGAGCGUUGGCCUUUGGCUGCGUGCUCGGAGGUGCUGGAGCCCCCGCGCUGAGCUCAUCGCGGCUGAUGUGGCUGCGGUGACUCAGCAGCGCCAGCGCUGACUCAGCGUCACUGCGGACCCCAGGAGGCAGCCGAGACAGGUCCGGGGGGUGACCCAGUUGAUGGCCCCAGAAGAGGCCCAAUGGAAGAAGGGCUGAUCGAUUAUGGCGGCGAGAGGACACUGAGCGAGGGCGGCCGGCUGGGCCUGGCCGCUGGGGGCCGGCCGCAGGCGGGGGGCAGCGCGCUGAUGGAGCCCAGCGGAUGGCUGCCCGGCCCCCCCGCCGGCCCCGCACGCCUGGAGGACGCCCGCAACCUGGUGGCCUUCUCGGCGGUGGCCGAAGCCGUGUCCUCCUACCGGCUGCCCGCCCCGGGUUCCCCUUCACUGCUCUACAAGAAGUUUGACACCGAGAUGAGCAGGGGAGGGCUGGCGCCGCGGGACGGCGUGCCGAGGGGGGAGGACCUGCACGCCCUCAAGGCCGCCCUCGCCCUGGCCAAGCACGGCAUGAAGCCCCCCAACUGCAACUGCGACGGCCCCGAGUGCCCCGACUACCUGGAGUGGCUGGAGCAGAAGAUCCAGGCAGCCCUGGGAGAGGGUCCGCUGCCCCACGCCCCGCCGCCCCCCGACAAAGGUGCUAUCGCUCCCCCCGCGGUGCUGGAGGCCGCCGAGCCGUGCCCGUCGGACGGCCUCCCCUUUUCCCAAAGUGCACUGAACAUCGCCAAGGAGAAGAACAUCAGCCUGCAGACGGCCAUCGCCAUUGAGGCGCUGACGCAGCUCUCGGCCGCCCUCCCUCAACCUGGUGCUGAUGGGCCGCCCCCCCAACCACCGCCACCACCACCACCACCACCCCCCGCGGUGCCCCCUGCCCCCUUGGAGCCAUCUGUCAGCACGGUGCCUCCAUCCGGGACCACCGACCCUAUGGCGGAGCUGGAGCAGCUCCUGGGCAGCACCGAAUACAUUGCUGCCGCCUUCAAGCGGCCCGAGGCCAGCAGAGCCCCCCCUGCAGCAGCCCCAAAGCCCCCGGAUCGGACACCAGGCAAGGAGGCAGCAAGCAGCCCCCGUGUGCUGCAGGAGCCCGACCUGCACAGGAAGACGCAGCUGGUCCUGCAGCAGCACCUGCACCACAAGCGCAGCCUUUUCCUUGAGCAGAGCCGCUCCACGACCCCCCCGGAGCACCCACCCAGCUGGUGGACCCCCAGCACGCCCAAGCCCUUCGAGAAGCAAGCCAAGGAAAAGAAGAAGAGGAUGCAGCCAGACAAGCCAGCCCGCAAGCAGGUGCAGAUCAAGAAGCCCAAGCAGAAGGAUUCACAGCCACUCUUCCUGCCCUUCUGGCAGAUCAGCCUGGAUGGGCUGCGGGCCCCCUCCGAGCCCCCCACCGCAGCGCCGCAGCCUGAGCCCCCACCGCCCACCCCGCACCCACCCACUGCUCCCGACUCUCAGGAAAGGGGUACCCCCGGGGGGGACACCCACAGCCACCCGCCAACACCGGGACCGGAGGGAGCACCGCCCGCUGUAGUGGAUGACAAGCUGGAGGAGCUCAUCCGGCAGUUUGAAGCUGAAUUUGGGGACACCUUCAGCCUGCCGCCCACCGGGACCACCGUGCUGCAGGAGGGGCAGCCGCCAGCCCCACAGGUGCCCCCCACCACCGCCAGCACCGCCGCUGUGACCCCCAACAACGCCACCCCCGGGGGCUCCAUACUGUCACCGGGGAAGGGACCUCCCCCAGAGCAUCUCUUCUCCAUGCGCUCCCCCAAGCAGAUCAAAAUCGAAUCCUCUGGUGCUAUCACCGUGGUGUCCACCACGUGCUUUUACUCCGAGGAGAGCCAGAACGCCGACGAGGCGGAGGGGACGCCCACCAAGGAUGAGGUGCCGCUGACCCCCACCCUCAGCGGCUUCCUGGAGUCACCUCUCAAAUACCUGGACACGCCAACCAAGAGCCUGCUGGACACCCCUGCCAAGCGUGCGCAGGCCGAGUUCCCCACCUGCGACUGCGUGGAGCAAAUCGUGGAGAAGGACGAGGGGCCGUACUACACCCACCUGGGCUCGGGGCCCACCGUGGCAUCCAUCCGGGAGCUGAUGGAGGAGCGGUAUGGAGAGAAGGGUAAAGCCAUCCGCAUCGAGAAGGUCAUCUACACUGGGAAGGAGGGGAAGAGCUCCCGGGGCUGCCCCAUUGCCAAGUGGGUGAUCCGGAGACACAACCAAGAGGAGAAGCUGCUGUGCCUGGUGCGUCACCGAGCUGGCCACCACUGCCAGAACGCUGUCAUCAUCAUCCUGAUCCUGGCCUGGGAGGGCAUCCCCCGCACGCUGGGCGACACGCUGUACCAGGAGCUCACUGACACCCUCACCAAGUACGGCAACCCCACCAGCCGCCGCUGUGGCUUGAAUGACGACCGGACUUGUGCGUGCCAAGGCAAGGACCCCAAUACCUGUGGUGCUUCCUUCUCCUUUGGCUGCUCUUGGAGCAUGUAUUUCAAUGGCUGCAAAUUCGCCCGAAGCAAAACUCCACGGAAGUUCAGGCUGGUAGGGGACAAUCCCAAGGAGGAAGAGCUGCUCCGGAAAAGCUUUCAGGACUUGGCCACUGAGGUUGCUCCGCUUUACAAGAGGUUGGCACCUCAGGCCUACCAGAAUCAGGUUACCAAUGAGGAUAUCGCAAUAGACUGCCGGCUGGGCUUGAAGGAGGGGAGGCCGUUUUCAGGGGUGACAGCGUGCAUGGACUUCUGUGCUCAUGCUCACAAAGAUCAGCAUAACCUCUACAAUGGCUGCACAGUGGUCUGCACGCUGACAAAAGAAGACAAUCGGGUGGUGGGGAAGAUCCCCGAAGAUGAGCAGCUGCACGUCCUCCCCCUCUACAAGAUGUCCAGCACAGAUGAAUUUGGCAGCGAGGAGAACCAAAACGCGAAGGUGGGCAGCGGGGCCAUCCAGGUGCUCACAUCCUUCCCCCGUGAGGUGCGUAAGCUGCCCGAGCCUGCCAAGUCCUGUCGGCAGAGACAGCUGGAGGCAAGGAAAGCCGCAGCAGAGAAGAAGAAACUGCAGAAGGAGAAGCUGAUGACACCAGAGAAGAUCAAGCAGGAAGCGCUUGAACUUCCUACACUCCAAGAAAAUGCAGGUAUGCCGUUGAAAAGUGGGCUCACCCCGCAGCCGCUGAAACCUUCCAUCAAAGUGGAGCCUCAGAGCCAUUACAACGCCUUCAAGUACAACGGCAAUGCGGUGGUGGAGAGCUACUCGGUGCUGGGCAGCUGCCGGCCCUCCGACCCUUACAGCAUGAACAGUGUUUACUCUUACCAUUCCUACUAUGCACAGCCCAAUCUGCCUUCUGUGAACGGGUUUCAUUCCAAGUUCACGCUACCCUCCUUUGGGUAUUACGGUUUUUCCAACAACCACGUGUUCCCCUCGCAGUUUCUGAAUUACGGGGUGCCCGAGAGGGGUGAGAGCUGGGUGAGCAACAGCUAUGAAAAAAAGCCCAACAUUCAGGUGCUGCAGGAGAACCUCAACCAUACCUACAGGAAUACGGAUUUCCCCGAGCCCAUCCCACACAGCGUCCGGAGCAAAAACCAUCACCAGCGCACCUAUGAGCGGGCCAACCGCUAUGCCAGCCAGCAGAAGGCGGCUGCGGCCGGGGUGCACAGGACUAGCAUGGGCUCGGAGGAGGCAUCGCCGUUUGCACAGAACUGUUUUGGCAACAGGGCCAUCAAGCAGGAGCCCCCGGACCCCCCGCCCAGCAUUGAGCCCCUGAACAACCCCACAGCAGCUGUGCCCGGCACUGGUCUGCCUCUGCCUGCUGUCCCUGUACCGGAGCAGCAGUGGAGUCCCUACAAAGCAUCGUCCCGAGGUUCGUCUUCCCCUGAGCGGACUAGUGCGGCCGAGAGCUCGUGGAGCAGCCUGGUGCCAGGUGCUGGAGGACGGGAGAAGCUGAGCGCCUUCGAUGCUGCCGUGCGCCUGCCGCUGCCGGAGAAGCAGUGGCCCAACGUGGCAGGAGAAGCAUCAUCGUCGUGCAGUUCCAGCUUGCUGCCGAAGCCGUGGAGCCCCUGCAAGCUGGGGGAGACAGUGCUGGGCCGUGCGGGUACCCCGACCCUGCGGGACAAGGGCUGGGAUCUGGGACCGCUUGGCUUUGGCUCGGCCCUGCCGGAGCUGCCUGUCUUCUCUGAAGAGCCGUGGGGUUCCAGCAAGGCCGAGGGGCAGAGGACUCCGGCACCUGUGGCGGGGCUGGCUGAAAAGCCAUGGGAGGCGGCGACGGUGCGUGAGAAGGGGGCAGCGGGGGUCCGCCGGGAGAAGCCGUGGGAUCCCUUUGGGCUGGAGGAGGGUGUCGAGGAGGCGGCGGUGAAGGCGGUGAAGGAGGAGGAGGAGGAGGAGGAAGAAGAGGAAGAGGAGGAGGAGUGGUCGGACAGCGAGCACAACUUCCUGGAUGAUGACAUUGGCGGCGUCGCUGUGGCACCUUCUCACGGUUCCAUCCUCAUCGAAUGCGCGAGACGUGAGCUCCACGCUACCACCCCCCUGAAGAAACCCAACCGCAACCAUCCCACCCGCAUCUCCCUGGUCUUCUACCAACACAAGAACUUGAACCAGCCCAACCACGGCCUGGCGCUGUGGGAGGCCAAGAUGAAGCAGCUGGCGGAGCGUGCCCGCGCGCGGCAGGAGGAGGCGGCACGUCUGGGGCUGCAGCAGGACGCCAAGGCCUUCGCCAAGAAGCGCAAAUGGGGCGGCGCGUUGGCGGCCGAGGCGGCCACCAAGGAGAGGAGGAACGCGGUCCCCACGCGGCAGGCGGUGGCCAUCCCCACCAACUCUGCCAUCACUGUGUCCUCCUACGCGUACACCAAGGUGACGGGGCCCUACAGCCGCUGGGUCUGAAGGCGGAGGCGGCCGCCGCAGCCCUUCUUACCUCAAAGUCGGCAGCACUGGAGUCCCGGUGCUGCUUUGUGGUGCUUUCUCCUCGGGCAUGGGGGAGAAGAAAACAAACAAAACAAACAAAAAGACAUACACACACACAAAAAAAAAAGCAGAAAAAAGAGAGGAAAAAAGCAAAAUAAACCCAACGUUAUGCUUGGAUCAACAGAACCGAUGCGGGUGCGAGCUGCACUUGGCAAAGUGUAGGAACAUAGGAAAGGAACAAUGUUCUUGGACAUUUUUCAGUAACCUAAUAUUUAUAUCUCUGUGUUUUUUUAAUCUAUCCUUGUGCACUGCAAGAAUGGAGAGAGAAGUUUAUAGCGUCCUUUCACAAAGGAGAGGUUUUUAAUCCCACUUAAAACCGCGUAUUUAUUGGAUUAUUAUUAUUAUUUUUUUUUAAUCUGACGAGAACGAUGAAGCCAACCUUCAAAAUAUGAAGUGAACAUCAAGGAAAAAAUAAAAUACAUGGAUAAAUUAAAAAAAAAAAAUAGGAAAAAAAAAGAGAAACAACCCAAACACCAAACCAGCG